AUAGAGUAAUUGAUCAACAGUUAAGCGAGCCAACUCCGGAGAAAGUACUGCGCAGUAGCACAGCGCAAGGCCCCGCAACCAGGUGGGGAGAGGGUAGAAGGUGGAGAGGAAGGAAGGAACAUUGUGGGACUGUACAGCGUAAAGACAACAGCAGCAACGCUUGCAAAGGUCUUUCCGUUCCACUACGCACCUGCAACAAUCGGAGUGCUCCUACUGCAACCCCUCAAGCCCCUCAUUUCUCCAGCCCCCAAUCUGAUGAAAAAACCCCUGCUGCAGCCAUCCGCAGCCUCUAGUUCUUCAGCGCCGGCACAAGACAGGGAUCUUGAUCAACCGUCGCCUCAAUCAAUUGUGGAAGGUGUUGCAGCGACUCUGCAUCCCAGCUGUCCAAAGUAGGUGUAGUGCAGCCGUUAUUUUAUGCCGUAUCUUCUUUUUUUUUUUUUUUUGUUGGUUUGCCUUGUUCGGGGGUGGAAAACCCGGCGGCAACCGAGAGAAGGAGAGGAAAGAAACAGAACCUGAAGGUUCCUAACAAACCAACCGACCCAUUCGCAGAAGCAAUCAACAAGCGGAUCCAGUCCUUCUUCGUCAUAGCUUCCAGCUGGUAGAACCAGGUACAGGUACAGUACGGAUUAACCGUUAACCAUACGUACAUUCAAACCUCCACUACCAUCCAUCAACCUACGUACAUUUGCAGAGCUAGCCGGCCGCAACACGGCUUAGCCCGGUAUUUCACCCUUAGGACACCCAUUCUCUUUGCCUUGCUUACUGCGCGUGCUUCUCCCCGGCUUCUUUUUUUCCACCCCAAGGACUUCUAGAACGGACAACACACAGCGCAUGCCUCGCGCGUCGUCCUAUCCGGUACUUUUCUUUUCGCCAUGGCCAAGAAGGCGCGUCAAAGGAUAGCUUAUGUCCUUGAAGUAGCCGGCUCACAGGCUGGAGGCCACAAACUUGGCGUCAAUGGCCUGGCUGCCGAUCGCGACAAAUCCAUCCUUUACUCUGGCGGCCGCGAUGGCAUAGUUUGCGCAUGGGACCUCAACCUAGACCUUAAAUCGCCCUUCUCCUCGACCUCAGCUCUCGACUCAGCCGCACCCAAUGGCACCUCCGCGCCCGAACCAAAACAAACCUCCAAGUUCCGCAGCCAGAUAUUGGCCCACACCCACUGGAUUAACGACAUAUGCCUCGCCGAUUCUAACAACGCCAUAGUCUCUGCAUCCUCCGACUUGACCGUCAAAGUAUGGCGGCCCCACACGGACACUACGGCCGAGCCCGUCACCAUCGGCCAGCACGCAGACUACGUCAAGUGUGUGGCCACGCCCAGCCCAUCCACCAACUGGGUCGCAUCGGGUGGGCUUGAUAGAAAGAUUUAUCUCUGGGACCUGAACGGCGGUGGCAAGACGCUGGAGAUCGACGUCAGCGGCGAGGAGAUCACAGAGAAAGGCUCCGUCUACGCCCUCAGCGUAAAUCACAACAUCCUCGCCAGCGGCGGGCCCGAGUCGACGCUUCGCCUGUGGGACCCCCGGUCCGGCAAGCGCAUCACAAAGUUUGUCGGACAUACGGACAAUGUCCGCUCAAUCCUGGUCAAUGAGGCCGGCGACACCGUCAUGACGGCCAGCUCUGACCAGACGGUCAAGGUGUGGAGCGUAACAGCCGGACGGUGCAUGCACACGUUGACCAUGCACACCGACAGUGUCUGGUCGCUAUACUCGGAGGAUCCGGGGCUGGAGGUCUUUUACAGCAGCGACCGGUCGGGAAUGGUCGUGAAGACUGAUGUCAGAGGCACAUUUGGGGAGCUGGACGAAGGGUUGUCUGUUGCGAUUGCGCAGGAGAAUGAUGGCGUGAGCAAGGUUUUGGCUUGUGGAGGUCACAUCUGGACGGCGACAGCGACAUCAUCCAUUAACCGGUGGCUGGACGUUGAGACGGGCCCGGAUGCGCUGCCCGCGGCUUUUAGGCAACAUCGGGCGUCUGUUUCGACGCACGUCUCUGCUAACAGGCCGAGGGAAGGUUCAGUAUCAACACCUACCGUUGCUCCCUCAGCCCCGGGCGUCAAGGAGAUACCAGCCAAAUCUAUCCUGAGGAUAUCCAACACAGCCGUGUAUCCUACAGCACCCUUCAUCAGCUCAGAAGCCAACGAGCCACCGGAACCUGGGCUAUCCAGGAAGGAGUCAGAAAUCAUACUUGAUAUUUCGGUCCCGGCCGCGGAGCCGAUGCAGCAUCUCCCUGCGGAAACGAUCGAGGGGCAGUUUGGACUGGUUAAGCACCGUCUACUGAACGAUCGUCGGAGGGUGUUGACACUGGACACUGCAGGGGAGGUGCUGCUAUGGGAUCUGAUUAAUUGCCGACCCAUUCAAAAAUUCGGAAAGAGGCACCUGGAAGAUGUCGAGCCCGAAGUCAACACCAUUGAUGCCACGGCUCCUUGGUGUUCGAUAGAUACAAGCUCAGGCAACCUGACUGUGGUACUUGAACCGUUUAAUUGCUUCGAUGCCGAGAUGUAUGCCGACGAGCUUGUAACCGAGGAGCCACUGGAAUUCAGGGAGGACCAAAGAAUAAACCUUGGCAAAUGGAUCCUGAGAUACCUCUUUGCAAACCUGGUGGACGAGGAGAUCAGGCGAGAUGAGGCCUUUAGAGCCACGCUCAACGAAGGAGUAGAGAAGAGGAUAGCGGCUGCGAAAGCGAAUCCGCCCACCUCAAUCGUCAUCCCAGAGUUUACGGCGAUAGAGGGUUCUGCAGAAGGCACUACUCCGCGCGCCAACGGUGCACCAGUACCGACAACGCCGGGAUUGGGGAUAGGUCUUGCAACACCAGCCCCUGGGCGUAGUUCACUAGAUCCAUCGACACCAGUAGAUAAGAGAUCGUCCCAAGCCAGCCGGGCGUCAGUAGAGAAGGAAGACUACUUUUCCAAUGCCAUCUCGGCAGUGGACGCAGGCAACAAGCCGGUUGGAACGCCGGCGACAGCUCCCACAGAAGCGCCGCAGACUCCUGCGGUUGCGGAGCCCAAGACGCCAGCCGGUGACAACGGGAAGGACGGAAAAGAGAAUGGCAAAUCGCCAGCGCUGGGGCUGAAGAAGUGGAACUUUAAAAUCCCCAAAAUCAGCAGGUCUGGGUCAGCGACGGCAGCAGAAAAGCCUGUGGUUAAGCAGCCAGCACAAGAGGACGAAAACAAAUCCGAUGGUGGUGGGACGGCGGGGUCGGAAACGUCAUCCAAACAUGAAAAGGAAGUUGACGACAGCUUCCACGGCGUGGUGCAAAAAAUAAGGAACGAAUACGAGAAGCAGCUGGCCGAGGUUCCCGACAAAUUGGUCGAAAGCAAGGUGGCGCCGUCCCUGCCGUCCGAAACGCCGGUGCUCAAAUUACCGGCCAACACCAAGAUCAUUAUUCAGGAGGAAACGUCUGGCGGCAGCGCGGAGCUGUACCGGGGUACGGUAGGCGGGGUAGGGUCGGACGUGGAUACAAUCGAGCAGGUGGCCCCCAUGUGGCUCGGGGACGUGCUCCUCUGCAACACGCUACCGGUCAAGGAGCCUCACAAAGUAUCGUUUAUCCUGAACCCAUACAAGGACGAGCUUCCGCACAUCGCAGCGCAGGAUGGGAAUAACAGGCUCAACGCGAACCGUAUGUUGAGGGUCAGAAAGAUCUUGGCGUACGUAGCAGAGCGGCUGGAGGAGGAUGAGGAGGUCAACGAGAACGACGAGGCCAAGAAAGAGCGGAUGAAGCCUGAGGAGUAUCUGGAGCUUUGGUGCAAUGAUCAGUUGCUUCCCGUGACGAUGAGCCUUGCGACGCUUCGAGCGCGGGUCUGGAGGGGCGGGGCGGACGUGGUACUUCAUUACCGGUCGAACGGCAAAAAGGAAUUGAAGCUGAGACCACCACCGCCGCCGGUAGAGCCGGCCAAGGAGGAGAACAAAGACGAGGAAGAGCAAGAGAAGCUGGCUUCGAAGCCGGCAGUAGUUGCAACAACGACGACUGCUGCUUUUGCGGCAGCGUUGAAAUGACGUUUGUCGUGAGUGAAUUCAUGCCUGGCAUUGUUAUUCUAUUUUAUAUUUAUUAGGGGCUUCCCUCGAAACAUGAGGAAGAUGGAUUUUCUUUCUUUUUUUUUUUUUUUUUUUUUUGGAUAUGAGCAGGCGUGUUUCUAUAGAACCCUGUCGAGGGCCUCACAAGAGGAGUAGAUGGAUGUGGUUUUUUUGUGUCCGCUUUAGUCUCUUUGUCUGUUUUGUUUGUUUGUUUAUGGGCUGGACUGUAUACAUAUCUGUCCCUUGCGGUCCGGCCGAGACGAUAAUCCUAUAAUAAGGAAGACGAUUGUUGUGUGGUACAUGGCAAUUAUAUGCAUCAAGCAGUGUAACUCGCAAGAUUCAAGACUAUGCCUACCUAGGUCGGGCUUGAGGCACUGUGAAUUGUGAUAUGCAUGCCAGGCUCGGCCAUGAUCAGCACAACGAGGGUUGAAUCGAGUGGUUCAAUUGAUGUCAUUCGGGAUAGCAUGUGACACCUGCCCAAAGUGAAGCGAACGAACGAACGGUCUCGCGACUUACCUAGUGGUGGUGGUGGUGGUGGUGGUCCAGCCGGUUAGAGUUGUGGCUGUGGCUGCAGUAGUGCAGCUUCCGUCAGGGAUGCAGCUUUUGGGAAUUGAGGUAUGGGGUUGGGACAGGGGAGGGGGCAACAGCAAACUUGUUGAUGUACAGUAAGUAGUAUUGCAGUACCCUUCUUUUUUAGCUUCUUAUAGCAAGCUAGCUACAGUAUUUUGAACAAGCUGACGUACCCACCCG
Messenger RNA from Pyricularia oryzae 70-15, 4748 nucleotides. RefSeq names its product WD repeat-containing protein 5B. The transcript has 6 exons. Gene Ontology annotation, molecular function: ubiquitin binding. NCBI's taxonomy places the organism in Eukaryota, Fungi, Ascomycota, Sordariomycetes, Magnaporthales, Pyriculariaceae. The record is from RefSeq and is a predicted model, not a curated record. Gene Ontology annotation, biological process: double-strand break repair via homologous recombination; protein deubiquitination. Bases 873 to 3980 code for a protein of 1035 amino acids.